AUGGAGUCAGGAACUGAAAACACCAAUGCAUUACUGGACAAGAUGGUCAGAGAUCAGCCUCAGAUGACAGCAUCCAUUUCAUCUUUUGGUUCGUUGUCUAUGCUAGACCAGUCAGUCCGCAAGCUGCUGCUCCAUUCCAACGACGUCAGUAAAUGUCGUGAGAACCCACUGACAAUCAAGGGGAAGCGCAUUCAGUUGGCCAAGAUUCUCCUACUCGUCCUCGUGCCAAUCGUCUCGCUGGCCGUGCUGGCUGUUUUGGAUCUGCAGGCCAUCGCGCAGAGCAACGGCGUGGACAUCGAGAUCCGCAACGUAAUCCGAUUCAGCCGGGACAUUGGGGUCCUGCUGAGCCGCUUGCAGAGGGAGCGCGACAUGACGGCGCUGUACGUCAGCGUCAUCGGCCCCCAGGAUAUCAAGUUCCUUACGGAAAUCUACCCAGAGACCGACGAAGCCAUCGACGAGCUGCAAGACUGGCCGGUGGAGACCAGCAUCCUGAACGAGCUGCCUUUCUUCCAGCGGAAAAGUGACUUCAAGAUGCACCUGGUCGAGCACCGCAAGUCUGUCACCCGCUCCGACACUGCCGUCUACGACGAAGUCAACUUCUACACGGAUAUACUCCAGAUCUUUAUCGACUGGCUGUAUGAAAGCAUCGGCAAUUCGGAAGGCAAUGGUCUCUGGCAGGUGCUGGUAGCGUACCAGUUGCUGAUUGUCAGCAACGUCGAGACGGGUAUCGAGCGUACUCUCGGCUCCGUUUUCUUCACACUUGGAGGGUUCGAAAGGCACGAAGACUACGUCUGCACGUGGUCGGGAUGUCCGACAACUUCACAGCGACCAUCGAUAUGA
Messenger RNA from Acanthaster planci (crown-of-thorns starfish), 840 nucleotides. RefSeq lists its product as uncharacterized. Lineage: Eukaryota; Metazoa; Echinodermata; Asteroidea; Valvatida; Acanthasteridae. The record is from RefSeq and is a predicted model, not a curated record.